Aspergillus udagawae is the source of this 1266-nucleotide messenger RNA. Its product is annotated as ankyrin repeat domain-containing protein. The transcript has a single exon. NCBI's taxonomy places the organism in Eukaryota, Fungi, Ascomycota, Eurotiomycetes, Eurotiales, Aspergillaceae. Gene Ontology annotation, molecular function: protein binding. The record is from RefSeq and is a predicted model, not a curated record. The coding region runs from base 1 to 1266 and encodes 421 amino acids.
AUGUCUUUACCAACCCUCCCAACUGAAUUACUCUUAUGUAUCGUCACCCACCUCCUCCCAUCUGUACAAGACCUGGAUUCUCUAGCCAAAGCAUCUAAAAUCCUGUACACAAUCAUUAACCCCAUUCUCUACCAUCACCAAAUCUUUCAUCAUGAUAGCUCAGCCUUAAUAUGGGCCGCCAAACACGGCAAAUCAGACCCCUGCAACCGCCUGCUGCAAGAAGGCGCCAACCCCAACACCCAAGAUCCGCAGCACAGAACGCCCCUUUCAUGGGCAGCUGGAAACGGUCACAAAGAGGUCUCUUCAAUUCUUCUAUGCUCAGAAAAGAUAGAUCCGAAUGCGCCCGACGUGCAUCUCCAAACUCCUCUUGUCUGGGCGGCAGGGAACGGCCUGCCUUCUGCUUUCAUGGGGCGGAAUUCGCCUUUCACGAGGCGGAAUUCGCCCAGGCCAACAACGGAUGCCGUGCAUUCAAAGGCGGGCGAUUACCUCGCUAUCGUGAAACUGUUACUAUCGACGAAAGACAUCCAGCCUGAUUGCCGGACCCAGCGCGGGGAAACACCCCUUACGGUUGCCGCUGCAGCGGGAGCAGAAGAUGUAGUAGAGGAGUUGCUUCGCACGGGGAAGGUAGACGCAAACUCAAUGGAUCAGUUCGGGCAAACGCCGCUCCUGGCAGCAGCCGGAAAUGGGCAUCUAGGGAUCGUCAAGCGCCUCCUGGCAAUUGAAGGCGUGGACGCGGACCCCAGAUUCCAGAGAGGAGAGAGCCCUCUCCUGGCCGCCGCGAGGAACGGACACGUGGGGAUCGUGAAAUUGCUUCUUGCUAUCCCUACCGUGGACCCAGACCGUCAGCCUAGUUUUGGAGACCGGGCUCUGUUAACUGCCGCUGCUGCUGGGUACACGGAUGUUGUGGAGGCGCUUCUUGCUAACGAGAAGGUUGAUCCGAGCUUGCCGAAUAAAUACGGAGUUACGGCACUCAUGGGGGCUGCGCAACAUGGACGGACGCAUAUUAUGCGGUUGCUGCUUGCGAAGGGGGUCGAACCGGAUGGGAAGGACAGCGAGGGUAGUACGCCGCUUAUGCUCGCUGCUGAGAGGGGACAUGUCGAGGCAGUUGAGCUUUUGCUUUCUACUGGUCGGGUGCAGGCUGAUUUCGACUUGACAAAGAGGAAUAUGUCGUCUGCUUUUGCACCGUCGAAGUUGAAUGAGGAUGUUGUUAGGGUGUUGGAUGAUUAUAAGAGCCGGCGUCGAGGUGGCUCCUCGUUGGAUUCUUAA